Dictyostelium discoideum AX4 is the source of this 492-nucleotide messenger RNA. It is a transcript of the gene fam96B, whose product is annotated as DUF59 family protein. The record is from RefSeq and is a predicted model, not a curated record. The transcript is spliced from 2 exons. NCBI's taxonomy places the organism in Eukaryota, Evosea, Eumycetozoa, Dictyosteliales, Dictyosteliaceae. Bases 1 to 492 code for a protein of 163 amino acids.
AUGUCAGAUAAUCCAAAUCCAGUAAUUUAUGUUGAUAAUGAAAAUUGUAAAUCAUUUGAAGAUAAUGAAAAUUCAUUCAAUUCAUCAAGAUAUUCAAUUGAAGAAGAUCAAAUUGACGAAUUCGAUGAACAAGAGAUAUUCGAUUUAGUUAGAAGUAUAACAGAUCCAGAACAUCCAUUAACAUUGGAACAAUUAAAUGUGGUUAGAAUUGAAAAUGUUAAUAUCAAUUUGGAAAAUAGUUAUAUUUUACUAUAUUUCACACCAACAGUUCCACAUUGUUCAAUGGCAAAUUUAAUUGGUUUAUCAAUUAAAGAGAAAUUAGCAAGAUCCUUACCAAAAAGAUUUAAAGUUGAUGUUAUUGUUACUCCUGGUAGUCAUUCUUCUGAAUCUUCAGUAAACAAACAAUUAAAUGAUAAAGAAAGAGUUUCAGCAGCAUUAGAUACAAGUUCUUCAAUUUUAACAAUUGUAAAUGAAUGUAUAAAGCAAAACUAA